AUGGGUGGGACUGGGGCACUGAGCCUCACCCAGAGCAGGGAUGGGGUCCCUGCACCCCCUGCUAUUUUGGGGGGAGGAUCAACAGGCUUUCCCAGCCUUGUGGCCCUUGGGGAGUCUCCCACCCCUCCCCACCCUGACCCCGCUCCCCCUGCAGAGACUCCCACCUUCCUCACCCUGCGGGACACGGGGCUCCCCAGCACAGCCCCCCGCCGGCCCCCCCUGCGCCCCACGGCCUUCUCAGGGUGCCUGAACUGCAGCCGUGUCGGGGAGCUGACGGCCCGGCUCGCCACCCUGGAGGCGCAGGUUGCCCGGCUGGCAGCGGCAGAGCCCCCCACCCCCGCAGCACCCAAGGGCGGCCCCCCGGGCCGGGGGCAGCUCUGGGGGUCCCCGGCGGCCCGCGGGAGCCCCGGCGAUGACGGGAGACCCGGCCCCAGGGGACCCCCCGGCCCCAAGGGCGACGCGGGAGGACGGGGCCCGUCGGGAAUUCCGGGAGUGAAGGGGCCGACGGGGCCGCCAGGUCCCCCCGGCCCCCCGGGACCCCCCGGCCGGGAUGGGGCCAGGGGGCUCCCCGGAGAGAAGGGGCCCCCCGGCCCCCCCGGCCCGCCGGGCCCCCCUGCCCCCGUGGGACCCGCGACCCCCCGCCUGGCCCAGCCCAGGGACCCCCUCCUCUCCAACACCUUCACGGAGCCCACCAGGAGCAUCGUGGGGCCCGUGGGCCCCCCCGGACCCGUGGGACCCGUGGGUCCCCCGGGCCCCACCGGGCCCCCCGGACCCCCCGGACCCCCCGGACCCGAC
This is a messenger RNA of Neopelma chrysocephalum (saffron-crested tyrant-manakin), 795 nucleotides long. RefSeq names its product EMI domain-containing protein 1-like. The record is from RefSeq and is a predicted model, not a curated record. The annotation marks the transcript as partial. The transcript is spliced from 7 exons. NCBI's taxonomy places the organism in Eukaryota, Metazoa, Chordata, Aves, Passeriformes, Pipridae.